Molecule: messenger RNA, 5697 nt
Organism: Folsomia candida
Lineage: Eukaryota; Metazoa; Arthropoda; Collembola; Entomobryomorpha; Isotomidae
Product: zwei Ig domain protein zig-8
Exons: 10
Coding region: 2890-3864 (324 amino acids)
Biological process (GO): synapse organization
Cellular component (GO): neuron projection membrane
Source: RefSeq, a predicted model, not a curated record
GAAGCCAGUCAGUGCAACUUUGAGCUCUGAACCCGUUGGUUGACAGUUGGCUAGUUCACCUCUCUUCUAAGCACACGAUGUGCAUACAGUGCGAGUGCAUCACCAUACACGCAAAGUAUAAUAAUUGACGACUUUCUCCUCGAGAUUUACUUUCUAUUAAUUCAACAAACGUCGAGUUGAUGAUAUGAACAAGACGCUCACAGCGGUUUAAUUCAGUUUGACCUUCUCAAGCAGAAACAAGAGUAAAGUUUCUUCUCUGUAAAUCUUGAAAGAAAGAGUUUUGCCUAUCGGUAGCUCUCCCACACAUUUGCUUCAACCCAUCAGCAGCAUUAUAGAAAAAGGAGAGAAACAAUAGGAAUCAGUCUCCAGAUUGGUUUUGCACCGUUGGUCCAGUCAACUCCAAUAUUUUGGGUCCCACUAAUGCAAAGUGAUGGUGAAAGUGAGUUGAGGGGAAGAGAACUAAGCACGGUGGAAACCAACCAAAGAGGAGGGCAGAAUUUAAGUGAAAUUGACCGUCAAUCCGGAUUUUCGAUGUGGACAUUCGUGCUUUGUUAGUACAUACAACCAAGUGAGUAGUUCUACUAUUUAUGUAGCUUCUACAAAAGUAACUCUCUCGUCUAAAAGUCAAACAAACUAAUGCAAUCUACCAAAAAGGGUCUCUCGUGCACCCAAAAAACCAACAAAAUAUAUUUAUGUGCAACUUUCACAUACAAUAUAAUUCAACGCACAACAGCUAACUAAACUGAGUUAAAAAACCCUUCCUCCUUCAAUUUUAUAAUCUCAUCUCGCUCCGUGAAGUACGUUACAAAUAGUUCCGGAUCAGAAAGAAGUGGACGCCACUGAAGGGGAUUUUAACAACUUAUUUGCGUUGAAGUUGAGUGGACACCUAGACGACUGUCGAAGCUUUGUCUUUUUUGUUUAUUUCGUGUCUUGUGGGUUGUAGUCCAGAGGGACAUGAGUAUACAGAAGAGAAAUUGAACUAUUAUAAUUCCAAACUGGCGGACAAGACUCACUCAAACCGAGAGAAAUUCUUUCAAAGCACACGCCGCACAAAAUACUUAAAUUGACGUGAAAGAUCGCCCUCUACAUACAUGAAAAGUUGUCAGCAUGGCUUCAUAAAGUAAUGUACAAAUAAACCAACGUCCAAAUACUUUUGUUCAACAAGAGUGAGUGGUUAGGAAAAAACUUUCAAGAGUUUAACAAUCAAUUGUACAACUUGGGGGAAGGAAUGCAAACACGUACCAGCACAAAUCAUCAUAUAAGCUCUGAAGAUUCAGUGUUGUCUUUUCAGCUUGAAUUUCUAAUGCCUGGAAAUUGACAUUCAGACGAUUGGAAACGUUAAACUCAAUAAGUAGCAGUUGUAAAAAAAGUAACUUGCGUCAAAGUGAUCCACACAGAGUUGCUAGUAUAAAGGAAAAUUUAACCAAAGUCGUGGGACGAGUGAGCACGAGAAAAGUCAACAACAGAAAGAGUAGUAGUGGAUAAAUUGGCACACGUUGUGAUCGACUAGCAUGAUCAUCAUUUAGGACAUCAAAAAUAAGUUAAAGUCGUUGGACCGGAAAUAAAUAUCCGCUGAUGUAUGAGUGUGUUUAAACAAGAGAGAAAGUUGAGCUUAGACCAGCUCUUUCUAGUACAUUGGUAAAGUGAGUGACCAAAUCGGGAGCGACGGGACCCACCAAAACCAGCAAAUGAAACAGAGGGCAGUUUUGACAGAAAUCCAUUACCAUUAUUAAUAAUUGCUAUUAGUGCCCUGGACUUUUCCCUUGCAGCCUGCAUGAAACCUCAGCAACUCGUGUUGUUGGGGCGUAGUAGUGGGUGACACACUGUCAACUAUAUCUCAAAUCAUAAAUCGUAACAUUUAGUGCACUUUUUGGUGGUCAUAAAAAUUUACGGGAUUCCUUUCACAGCAAUAUCGAGUAACCUCUGUUUUCUUUCACCUAUUUCAGAUUUUCAUUGGUAUUCUACUCUUGUAACUGUCUUGUCUCAUUACCAAUAAAAUUGUGUAAAAUAGAGCGAAAGAGAUGGCUACUGAAUUCCAUACAAUCAUUUUCUGGCGAAAUCCAAAUGAGCGUAAGUGUAGGAAACUACAAAUUUGCGGCUUCGUAUCUCAAGCCCAUUUCCAGUAAUAGAGUGCAUGUUGUGCGCCUAUCCUAUAUUCCGUGAAAAGAAUAUAAAGUCUGUGUCCCUCGGAUUGGGACAACAGGACUGGUCCAGCGUCUCGCAACACAAAGGAGCAAUCUCAGCUUGAAAGGGGAAAGGAGUUUUCUCUUAAUAAAAAGGGACAGGAGUAGUGACUCGAACUGGUGGUGCCUGGUGCAAGACAAAUUGUAGUGUCAAGUUAAAAGUUAAAGUCUUAAACAAUUGGGACGGAUUGUCUCAUUAAUAAUUCGAAUUAAGUUGACAGCCCAUCAACCCAGAUCAACUUAAACUCAAAACUUUCAUUCCAUCGAGAUUCGCGACACUUGGUCCGACUUCCGACCAAGAGCACAACAAAGCCUGGUGGGUGCUGGAAUCAGGACAGAAUUAAACUUUGGGCCGUGUGGUGCAGGACCACAUUAUAGACUCGUUCUGCUUCAAUCUCAUUCCCUCCAGUGGCCAAAUCUCUUAAAAUAUUAAUAGAACAAAUCCAGUAUUCUAUCCAGCAUCACGCCCCUCCUAUUCAUAAGAUCGACCCAAGGUGAACCGUAGACACGCUUUUCAAGACAUCAUCAAAAUCAAUGAAAGCUUUUCGCUUCCUCAAAAAUAUCUGACUCUUGACUUUCUCCGCUGGAAACUCGAGCAAUUCCUCCACAUUUAACCGAUAACCACAACCCCGUCGCCUAAAUUCCCAUUUCACAGCAAAAUCGUCAUUUCAAGUCUUGAAACUUUGUAAGAGAAUCCUGCUCGAUCAUGUCUCGGUCCAUUUUCAAAUCUUGUGGAGUCACUCGGUCGCUUCUCUUCCUCAUCAUCUUCUCGGCUGCGUCUCAGUGGAAACCAACAGGCUCCGUAACUGUUGAUGAUGCCGUGGAGUCAACGCCAGAGUCAACGCACAACAUUUUUAGCUCACUUCAAUCUGGCCCCUUCUCCCCUGCCAGCACUGGAGACCCAUAUUUCGACUCCACCGUUCCACGCAACGUCACAGCCCUCGUCGGGAAGACUGCGUACUUGGGAUGCCGGGUCAAGAACUUGGGAAACAGAACGGUAUCUUGGGUUCGCCAUCGAGAUGUUCACAUUCUGACAGUGGCGACUUACACCUAUACCAGUGAUCAAAGGUUCCAAGCCAUUCACUCAAGGACUGCACAUGAGGAGUGGAUCCUUCAGAUUAAAUAUGUCCAGCCUCGCGAUAUGAAUAUGUACAUCUGCCAAAUCUCUACCCAACCCCAUCGCAGCUUUUACGUCAAUCUCAACGUUGUUGUGCCUACUGCUUCAAUUCUUGGUGGGCCUGACUUACACGUGGACAAAGGAAGCAUGAUUAAUUUGACCUGCAUUAUCAAAUACAGCCCUGAACCACCAUCCUAUAUUUUCUGGUAUCAUUAUGACGAGGUUAUAAAUUACAAUUCGGAAAGAGGGGGUGUCUCAGUUAUCACGGAAAAAGGAGAAACCACAACAUCGUACUUGCUUGUACAAAACGCUAUGGUCUCAGAUAGUGGGAAAUAUAGUUGUAGUCCAUCCAACGCUGAUGUUGCUGCUGUCAGAGUUCACGUUUUGGCAAACGGGGAAAGAACAGCUCCGAUGUCUGCGAAGGGAUCAGCCAGUAGAAUCCUCGAUCACCAUCUUUUAGUUCUUUCAAUUCUUUCCAGUGUUCUCUGCUACCUUCUCACCAUGGCUCACAUUAGGAGACGAGUUCCGCAUUCCACAUCUCCCAGUUUGUCGUGCUCUAGUUAAACGUGUCUCUUCUACCCACGGUAACCCGUGGGUAUCGGUAGGUUUAGAAAACCAACCUUGUGGUCAACACGGUGAAAAUAGUUUAUUAUAUUAUUGCAAAUGACAUGUGAGCAAAGUAUUGACACCUCACACACACCAUUCCAAACAAAAAACCUCGUCAGUCAAGACUCAAACUUAUGAAAUCAACUUUUAUACCAUAAAUAUAAAUAUAUAUCUAUAUUUGCAAAAGGACUGAUAUGUUACUUACUGUGAAUGAAUUGUUUCAAGUGUUUUUCUGUUAAAUUCGAUUCGAAUGGCGUAGAUGACAUGGGUAAAUUUUUGUAUUCUGAAAAAAACAUAAAGUUUUCGGUGCUUCGUCGGUAGCGAUUAAUCAACUGGAGUGACUCCAUUGGGAUUCAUAUAUGUCAAUGUAAGAGAUGAACCAACCAUAUAUUUUUGGUGCUUCGACGUGGUACUUAGUACAUAUUUGACCCAUACCACACUGAUUAAGUUAAGUUCUGUGUAUAUGUGUGUGAAGUACAUGGUUUUGUAAAUGUUCAUCAAAGUUAUAAGCCUUGAGGGCAUUUAAAUCUUAAAAUUUGAAUUACCAAAGUCAAUAAAUUGUAAUUGCCUGUAUAGCAGGAAUUGGGCUCAUCCAAGCCCAAUUAAUUUACACAGCUCCCCUUGAUAACCAACCAUCAACCUCUUACACAAGACAAGAUACAUCCCUCUCUCUCUCUCUCUUCUGUUUAAAUUUGCACUUCAAAAUGCAAAUAUCCUUCCAUAAACAGAAGUCAGUAUAUAGGCCAUUCCAUAUGGCUGAGAAAAUCAUGAAUAAGUAAUUGCUGACUGGAUCAUCUUCUGAGAUCCUGUCCCAAAGCGACGACAAAGCAAAGUCUCGGAAAUCACAACCUAUUUGAAUCUCUGUGCGUUGAUGGAAAUUUGGAAAUCUGAUCAUUCUGAUGAAAUCUUUCUCUCUCCACUUCAUCAAACCAAUCAUUUGAUCUAAAUCCUAAAUCCUAAAUUAGCACAUGCAAGCCCAGUCUCAAAUUCAUUUACUUGAAAUUCUUGAAAUUGUUUGUUUAUUCAAAUCCAGUUCUCCAGCCAAAAUUCUGCGGGAACGUUUUUGUACUCUAGGUCAAUAUUACAAUUGUGGUGAUCACUUAGACAAACUAACUAAAAAUAAAUAAGGCAGCAUGAGAAACUUGGAUCAUCAUCACAUUCAAAAUUAUUGUAUUAAUAUUAUUAUGGACAAGUUGCUUGCAUGCGGACAAAUUGACCUCGGGUCCCGCACUAGUACUUGUCACAGCUAAUUAGCAUAUGUACAAAUUUUCAAAUUCAAUGGUAAGUUUACAAUGAUAUUAUGUUGAAGGGUAUAGAUAUGUAUACUUAAGAUGAGGGAUUAUUAUUAUUAUUAUAAGGUAAAACUACUGCACGGCUGCGUCGAAUCAUGGUAGUGAAAUCGUGUACAGUCAAUUGUUAUAAGAAUGUACUUACUUAUUACGUAUGUAGAUAGAUAGCUGAGAUGAAGUACUUCAACUAGUACUACAAUGUGGAUGUAUGCAUAUAUACUGAAUUACCAAUGACAUACUUAUGUAAUGGUAAACUUAAUAUAGGUACUACUCGAGACAAUCUCGGGGUCAAUGUUUAAUUAAUAAUUGUUUCGUCGUUUAAUGAAUACUGUAUUAAUGCUUCAACUUAUAAUCUACCAUGUACAUAAAACUGUAGAGACGGACGAAAUACAUGUAAAUUUGAAACUGAUUAUUUCGGUUUGCAUUAGUAAGAAUUAUAUAACUAUAAGUUGUAAUAAAAAUUUCGUUUUGUUAUUUGAGUAAAAUAAAUGGUAAAAAUUCA